Molecule: messenger RNA, 846 nt
Organism: Rhipicephalus microplus (southern cattle tick)
Lineage: Eukaryota; Metazoa; Arthropoda; Arachnida; Ixodida; Ixodidae
Source: RefSeq, a predicted model, not a curated record
AUGGCUUCAGAGAAACACACUGAAUUGUUUUCUCCCUCUGCCGCGCCUAUCCUCGAAUUCACCCGAGCUUGCCGCCAGAGCCAGGUUUGUAAUUAUUCAUGCGUUCAGUGUUUUCGUAGUGAUGACCCAUUUCUGGUGCUGCUGCCCUGCCCACUUCGUUUAAGGGGUGUAAUUUCUGCUGUUUGUUCUGUGUCGCUAGAUCUGUUGAGAUGCGGGGAUGUAGAGGCAAACCCAGGUCCUACAGAGCAGAUGUUGUCAGAACUGUUAAAUGGUCAGCGCAUAGAAGGGGUUGAAGCACAGUUAUCUGCUUUAGCUACCCUGACAAGUAAAGUACAAGGUAUCGAGAUUGCUAUGUCACAACGAGAUGAACAGAUUUGUAUGCUUGUAUCGAAAGUUGACGAUCUCGAAAACAGAUCCCGCAGAAAUAACUUAAUUAUAUAUGGAAUAGAAGAACCUGCUAGAGAAUCUAACGAGGAACUACUGAAUGAAGUAACAGAAUGUUUUCAGAAAAACCUUGAGGUAACGACAUCCGCCAUUGAACGAUGCCAUAGGCUUGGCCGUAAGGUUGGAAAUAAGCCACGUCCAGUAAUCAUAAAAUUUCUAGAUUAUCGGGAAAAGACUUCUGUAUUAAAGAACGCAUUUAAGCUAAAGGGAACUACGGUGUCUAUUUCUGAGGACUUCUCUAACAGGGUACGGGAAGUACGAAGAAAUUUGUGGAAGAGCGCGGCUGAAGAAAAGAGAAAUGGCGCAAAGGUUAAGCUAAUAUACGACAAAUUGAGCAUUGAUGACACCCUGUAUGGUUGGAAUGAAACCGAAAAAUCGCGCUUUAAACUUCAAAAGUAGAAG